Messenger RNA from Erythranthe guttata (spotted monkey flower), 886 nucleotides. Lineage: Eukaryota; Viridiplantae; Streptophyta; Magnoliopsida; Lamiales; Phrymaceae. The record is from RefSeq and is a predicted model, not a curated record.
UACCUUGCCUCUUCUUCUUCUUCUUCUUCUUCUUCAUCGAGAGUCGCAUAAUAGAUGCUGCCUACUACUGAAAGGUGAAGAACAAUAAAUCCAGAGGAAGAAAACCUAGAAAUCGAAGGAUGUUUACGGCGGUGAUAUGCGUUCUGAUCGUCCUCUGCUUCUUACUCAAAUCCUUCUUCUACGAAGACGACACUCUCGAUCUCGCUUCCUCUCAUUCCAGUGCUCUCUUCACCGUCGCCAAAAGGCUGGAAAAACUUUAUCGUGGAAGCAAAGCCUACGUCGGCAUCCAAAUUCCUGACCCCGAUUCCGCUUCUCGCAAGAAUAUUGAUCUUGUUCUCGUCACUAAUCAAGGGGUUGUGGUGAUUUCUGUGAAGAAUUUAUCAGGGUUUGUGUCCACCGACAAGGAUGGUAAUUGGCUUUGCACCGACGGAAAGCACCAUAAGACGGACCUUGUGCCGAACCCUGUACAGGAAGCCAGGCAAUUGGUUCCUAUACUUGAAGAGUAUCUUGAACAAAGGGGAGUUGUUCUUCCAGAAGGAUAUGUGUCCUUUAAAGUCAUAUGCCCAAACCCAAAUUUCCGUUCCAUUCAUGCAGACUCUUUUCCACAUGAGGUCAUUACUUAUGAUCAGUGGACACAAUUAAAACCCGAGCAUGGGAGCCUGUAUUCUGGAUGGAUCAAAGGUGUACUUCAUGUUGGAAAGGAUAAUAUGAAGGAUUCAAUUAUCGAGAAGCUUAACUCUGUCCUCAGCACCGCCCCAAUUUCUGAUAGGUGCGAUAAUCGUCCCAUAUUCCAAUUAUGUUACUAUGCAACACACUGUUGAAGUUAGAUGGGGAAUAAAAUUGAAGUAUAGCUUUAAGGGUUUAUGUUGAAUUGGGCUUGUGCAUU